UGUUAAGGACAUUGUUGCCGAUCCAAAGGCCUGGCUCAGGAAUGAUCCUGUGCCACCUGUACCAUCAGAAUCAAGAUCAAUCUGGCAACGCUGCUAAGGACCCAGACCGAGACCCAGAUCAACCGGCUGACCAAAACAAACUAGUAGAAUGUUCAAGGGCUUGGUGGCGCUGGUGUCUGGGGGCGCCUCUGGCCUGGGCCGUGCCACAGUGGAGCGUGUGGCACGGCAGGGUGGACGUGUUGUGUUGUGUGACCUCCAGUCUUCCCAGGGGUCAAAGGUCGCGCAGGAAAUUGGAUCAGACCGAGUGCUGUUUGUCCCCACUGAUGUGACCUCCCCAGGGGACGUGGAGGGAGCGGUGGCAGCUUGCAAAGAACAAUAUGGCCGCCUGGACGUGGCCGUGAACUGUGCUGGCAUUGGUACAGCGGCCAAGGUCUACAAUCAUAACAAGGGGACCAUCCACUCUUUUGAAGACUUUAUGCGAGUCCAGACGGUCAACCUAGGCGGGACCUUCAAUGUGACGAGGGUAGCAGUCAGCCUGAUGGCCCAGAACACCCCCGACUCCCAGGGACAGCGAGGGGUGGUCGUCAACACAGCAAGCAUUGCAGCUUUUGACGGACAGAUGGGUCAAGCGGCUUAUGCUGCCAGUAAAGGGGGCAUCGUUGGCUUGACCUUGCCCCUAGCCCGUGACCUGGCCCCCAUUGGCAUCCGUGUGUGCACUGUGGCCCCUGGACUCUUUCGGACCCCUCUGCUGGAAUCCUUGCCUGAAAAAGUACAAACAUUUCUGGCAAAAACAGUUCCCUUCCCUCCUCGUCUUGGGGACCCGAGCGAGUUUGCGCAGCUUGUUGAGGCAAUAGUGGCCAACCCAAUGAUGAAUGGGGAGACUGUCAGGGUGGAUGGGGCCUUGAGGAUGCAGGCCUGAGGUAAUAGAAGGAGGAGGAAGAAAGAAGAAAUAGAAUGAUGAUAAUAAAAAUAAUAAUAAUAAUAAUAAGUAAUUUAUUUUAUCAUUAUUAUUAUUAUUAUUUGUUACAACUUCUGUAAUUACAAAAAAUAAUUGAAAUAAAAUUUGUAAUAAGA
This is a messenger RNA of Scylla paramamosain (green mud crab), 1074 nucleotides long. RefSeq names its product 3-hydroxyacyl-CoA dehydrogenase type-2-like (gene scu). Bases 149 to 919 code for a protein of 256 amino acids. Lineage: Eukaryota; Metazoa; Arthropoda; Malacostraca; Decapoda; Portunidae. Gene Ontology annotation, biological process: fatty acid metabolic process; estrogen metabolic process; androgen metabolic process. Gene Ontology annotation, molecular function: estradiol 17-beta-dehydrogenase [NAD(P)+] activity. Gene Ontology annotation, cellular component: mitochondrion. The record is from RefSeq and is a predicted model, not a curated record. The transcript is spliced from 6 exons.